AAAGUUCAUAUUGACCCAAAGAAAUUUAAGGUUAUUAUUUUCUGGUAAGCAAAACCAAGAAUCUUAAAGUUUAAACAAGUGCAAUUUGUGCAAAGCUUGAGAAGCGAAAGCAGGCGAAAGAUAAAAUUAGACUAUAGCUUUCUGCUUCAGUUCGUCUGCAGUUUGUGAAGCAUUCUCUACACCUUCUUUGGCCAUUUCUUUUGCGCUUUGGGCAGUCUGGGAUGCUUUCUCUUUGCCCUUCUCUGCCAUCUCCUUAGUCUCAUUCGCAUACUCUUUAGCUUUCUGUUUCGCUUACUCUUUGGGGCUUUGGGCGGUCUCGGCCGCUCGGUUUGUUACUUCUUUUGCUUUCUCAGCCGCCGAUUCGCCGGUUUGUUUUGUUUUCUCCUUGGUUUUGUGUCCGUAUUCUUCUGCUUUCUCAUUUGCUUCCUGUGCUUCUUCUUUUGCUCUUUCUAUGGCUUCCUCGGAGGCAUCUUACACUACGGAGGUCAUAUCAGCUUCUUAAUCGGAUGAUCAUGAGGUAUCUUUUUCACUAUAGGCCAUUUCAAGUCUCGAGUCUCUUUCUUCGUACGCAUUUCUGCCCUGAAAAUUUCAAAACACCAACUCUUCGAUAAUUAUCACAAACGGCUCCAAUAAAUGGAAAAAGUAUUAAGCCAUGAAAUCAUCAUUAAAAACUCCAUAAAAGGCAUUCAAAGCCAAGAACAAAGCAAAGACUCUACUAGGUUAGCAGACUCGUGAGACUUCGAGGGAGGAUCUAAGAGAAACAGUUUGAGCUGGGAAAGCUUUAAAGAGGGGGAACAUCACGCUCUUGGCUAUGAACGUGGCUGCCAUUUUUGAGGAUCUUUAGUUUUUCCCUGCGAACGGUGUCUUCUUGAGUAUAGUUUCUUACUUUCUUAAUUCUUGCAUCCCCAAUCAUCUUAGCCAUGAAAACUAUACGGAGGCAGAGAAGGAGAAGGUGGCAACCUAAUUGAUUGACAGGUUGUAGCAUUGAUACCUUGUUUUGGACAAGUGUAAUGUUUGAGGGUCUUUGGUCUUUUCAUUCCUUUCCCCUCAUAAAUUAUUAAGUUGCAAAAUACAAAAUUUAAAAAAAAAAUGGAAAAAGGAAAACUCUCCAGUCCCCAGGGUCAGGUUCCCCUGAAAAACCUUGACCCAGUCCUGAAAAGUUGGGUCUAGGAAGGGAUCGAGCUUUGAUGGAUCCAUUCCAACUCUGUCUGCUUGCAAUAAGUUAAUAACCCAUUACAUUUCUCUAACCAUGUUCGUUUCCUUUUCCAAGGACAAGGGAGAUCUACUUUUUGUCAAUGCACCAUGGCAUUAGGCCUCAGUCUCAACCCAGAACUCCACUCUAUAUCAAAGCUUGAACGGACCCACAUUGUUCACAACGUAGUCAAGCCAGCCUAGAAUUGUAACGGUUCAAUGGCAUUCAACACAAGACAGCAACAAGGGAUGAUAUGUUUCAAAUAGUCAAAUGCAGUCUCGAAUAUCACAGCUAUUCAGACAAUGCUACUAAGAAUACGGUUGGAGAAAGCACUUUCAGGUAUGUGGGUAUACAUCUUUUUAUCUUUUUUACUUUAUGUGGUAACAACAUACAUACAGGUUCCAAGACUUUUUUUUUCCUUUCGUUUUAAAGGGAAUACCCCUUCUAGAGACCAACGUUAACUUCAUUUGAAUCAAUUGUUAUAAAUGUUAUUCUCAUUUUAAGUUAUUUAUUGUAUAUUUUUUUGAUUUGGAGGAAGAGGAUCACUAGAAUCAUGCACUAAUCAUUGACCCAAAUACUCAAAUGCAAUGAAAAAGAUUGAAUAAUCAUGACGUACAGACAUGGACAAUUGUUUUUAAAGUUUUCCUUAAUUGAUUUAGUUGGAAUUAAAAGAAGCAUUAAGUGGUUUUGCUUAAAUCUUUUGUGACCAGCUGAUGAUCAUUAAAGAUGGCACUAGUUCGGACAGGAGCUCUCAUCUUUUAUGCUGAGAUAAGUGGGUCCAGUUCUUUGCUGAAGAAAUUGAUGUGAGAGUGUAAACCAUGGCCAAGUUCUGUAAUUUUUGGUAUCAAAUUGAAGAAUCAGACUACAUCCAUUAUAUAUCAGCAUAGGUGGUACUUUUACCAUGAUAGAUACCCUACUUUGUUCCAAAGAUUGCACAAAUCUUAUGCUAGAACAGUUAUAACAGCUUCAACACGAAAGCAUUAAGUAGAGUCUAUUCAAGGAUGGAAUUUUACAUUCCAAUUUUCAAAUAACACCACUCAUCUUGAUGCCAAGCCUCUAGAAAUUAUGGUUUAGAAGCCGGUUUCCGGGUCCUGCAACAGUCAACCAUAUGGUUUUUCAGUAUCGAAAGGUGCCUUAUGUGGCUUUCUGAAUAGUUGGUCUGAAGAUAAACUAUUGAAACAGAAAUCUGAUUGUUUUAGAGGUUAAUGAGAUACCGGCCUUAGACCUCCCUGCACCUUUUGAACAUAAAUUCAAUCUUGUUUAUUAAUGCCUUCUUGCACUUUAGCCUCUUUUCUAAGGUAAAAUUUCUCAAUAUCUUCCUCCUUUCCUCUACGCUUCUAAGGACUGUUGAAUCAAUAACCAUUUCAUACUUAUCCUUUUGUCAUCUUUAUUUGUAAUGCUACCUUGCAGUUUUAGUUUAUUGUAGCAAAAGCGAAAGUCCUUGAAUCUCUCUCUCCCUUGCAUAGGCAUCCGCACAAGAUGAUAUUUCCAAACACCGGUGCCUGCAAUAUGAAUUGGCUUUGUUUGGCUUCAAUGCUAGGACAUGCUUAUCAAUCUAUAUUUUUGAGCAAUUAUUUUGUAAAUUUAUUGCAAAAAUGUACAAAUAAGGAAGUGGACAUGAAUGAUAAAGUGAUUCCAUCUUACCUAAUAUUGUCUUUGUGGAGUGAAAUUAAUGGCACUCAUUCAACAUGUUUGGCAUUACGUUCUAGAUGUUGACAGCUAUCGGUAUCUUAAGCACAUGUUGCUAACUAGGCUUCAUUACUUGCAUGAAGCUCCUUCUCCUGAUCUAUAUAGUUCAAGGUUGUGCCUGUAUCACCUAAAAGCCCAUUGAUCUCCAUUCUCACCCAAAAAACUCAUUAUCUGUUACCAUUACCAAAUUUGUUUCUCUUGUUAAUCCACAAAGCACUUGAAGUUUAUAUGUUGUAGAACCAUUAAUUUCAUAUAAGUGGUGGAUAGAGGUCUUUUCCGCUGACAUGAGGACUUUUCUUUAUCAUUCCUAUGAAAACAGAGAAUUGAGACUUGCUUUAUCGAACUUGAUAGCAGGUUUUGAUCAUUCGAGCUGAUGAUAAACAAGCUGGAUACGGUGUCUGAAAUGCCGCGCAACGGAGCAGAUAAUGGACAUUUGUGAAGCAGAUAUUCCUUCUUCGAUUUCAGCCACACUACCUCAUGACUCACUUUGUUCCAAACCUUUCCACGAUCUUAAUUUUACUCACAAUAGAGGCAUCAUCUAAAUCCAAUUUCGAAAAAACAAAAGCUAGAGAACACAGCUUAUCUCCCUAUGAUUUUAAGAUCACCAACCUCAAAUCCUCCGAAAGUACACUUUUAACCUGAAAUUUAUUUAUAGACUAAUAUAUUAUUAUAUAUUUAAGAAAUAUAGACUAGGUACCUUAGUAGUAUGCUUUGCUACUUUUGAAGGUGGCUUUUAAUCUUAUGCAAGAUUGUGGGACAACUUGCUACAUAAGAGGAAGCCAUCUACUCUGGAAUAGCAAUGCUGUCAUAUCACGCACCUUUUCUCCUAUAAUGUUUCAAUCUAAAAUCCCAACCCACCAACCAAAUAGUUCAAUGCAGAAGUUCCUUUUGUAGAGAGAGAGAAUAUAGAAUUAAUAAGAGGCCAUGAGUAUACGAGUUAGCCAACGAUGCAUGGUCUUUUGUACAGGAUGAGUCCAUGACUACUGCCACUGCUACAUUUAAACCAAAGAUGGCGCCAACUCUCUCUCAAGCUCUCUCAGUGGUCAGAUGGGUAUCCCAAAACCUCCUUUCGGCGGCCACCUGUCACUCUCCCCAACCCAUUGGCAACCUCCCUCCCAUUUCUUCACUCUUUUUACUCUCUCUAUUUGCAAUUACGUGGCCUUUUCUCUCUCUCCACACUGACCCCGCUGCACCACUUGACGCGUUUCUCAUACUUUUUUCACACCUGGAGUCACCCUACUGGCAGCAUCUUACAUUCCCACGUCCUUCUUGAACCAGAAUUUGUUCUCACUGCAAACACAAAACAAAAACACACACAAAGUGCGCUCUCAUCAACCUUCUCUGAUCACCAGCAUUACAAUCCCCUAGGCUCGGCAUAACAUUUCACCUUUGUCCUGAUGGAGAACUCUUACAUGCCUUUUUCCCCCACCACCACCACAACAGCCAAUACCACCCUGAGGCUACCAAAUAAGGGUUGGUCUCAGAAUUCAGGGUUCUGCAUCUAUGAACCAAUGAACUCGAAAAACUUCAGUUCAACACCCUCAUCAACACCAUCAAACUCUCAGUUUCAUCAUCCAUCACAGUUAGUGGCACCUUACCAAAGCCUGCAACUCCCACAUAGACAACCUACAGAGCAGGCUGGUCAUUCUUUAGCAUAUCUUGUGUAUCCGUUCUUUCUGGGGCAGAAUGGGAUUGAAUUUGGGGAAUCCAGUUCAAUUCAGGCUAGUAAUGGGGUGCAAGGAUCAUGUUUCAUACAAACAGAUGGGCUAUCAGAGGAACAAGAGAGAAGGAUUCUGGAUCCUUAUAUAACAAAGGUUGCAAGAAUUAGGAGGAAGCAGGCACGGCAGAGAAGCCUUGGUUUGCAAAGAAGUGCUUCUUCAGGGGCUUCAAUUCAGGUGGAAGAAAGGAGACUGACCAGCUCUGGUGCUGACACUGAUGUGAAUAACAAUAAUGAUACCAAAAGGGAUCUGUACAUGUUUUGCACGCCAGAUAACAAGAGACUGAGAAUGUUGCUGAAGAAAGAGUUAAAGAACAGUGAUGUUGGGUCCCUUGGGAGAAUUGUCCUUCCAAAGAAAGAGGCAGAGGUAAAUCUUCCAACCCUCUCUGAUAAAGAAGGUAUCCUAGUAAUGAUCAAAGAUGUAUACUCUAACCAAAUGUGGACCCUCAAGUACAAGUUCUGGUCCAAUAAUAAGAGUAGAAUGUAUGUGCUCGAAAACACUGGGGAUUUUGUAAAGCAAAAUGGACUGGAAAUUGGAGAUUCCCUUACCCUUUAUGAAGAUGAAAGCAAGAAUCUCUAUUUCUUCAUAUUAAAGGUGGAAAGGUUUGCUGCUGAGGCUUCAAACAAUCAACACUGUGAUAAUGUAAACAACAACAACCAUAUGUACUUGCCAUUUACGUGCCAAUCUAGAGACGAGGAAGAAACAUCUAUAGAAUUACUUAUAGAACAACUCAAACACAAGGAACAACAAGAACCUAACGACUUUAUGACUUUGCCUAUGGAUGCUGCUUAUUCGGGUAGACUGCCAAAGGAAGCCAGACAUUUUCUAUCGGACACCUUUUCUAGCAGAGAAACCUACAGCCAAAUAACUGCAACUACACUACAAACCUCGUCAACAUCAAUACGAGGUAAGGCGAGAAGUGUAGAUGAUAUUCAGAUCAACUUCGACGACGGCUAUGGUGGUCUUGAUAUGCUACCUGAUGUCAGUCUUUACAAUUUUUCACUUUGAGCAUGUCAGUAGCAAGCUUCAUGGGCACGAAAGAACUUGUAAUCAAGUAAUAAUUUGUUCAUGCUUUUCUUUUACAGAUACAUCAUUUUUUCUGGGGUCCGGAAAGGUAUAGGAAUUUUUUUUUUUUUAAACUAGGCAUUUAGGUGUGCAGGAGUAUGCCUGGUUGAGUGCUUAAUUUGUUUCUUCAAUGUAAAUAACUCCCAAUUGGGAUAAAAAGAAAAAGAGAAAAUUAUACUUAAUACUUCUCUCUCAUUUACUCUGUUGGGACUUGUGGCCACAAUUGAUGUUUUAUGAACAUGAGUGUUGUUUCAUGUUUGAUGAUGAUACUAUCA
Molecule: messenger RNA, 5939 nt
Organism: Durio zibethinus
Lineage: Eukaryota; Viridiplantae; Streptophyta; Magnoliopsida; Malvales; Malvaceae
Source: RefSeq, a predicted model, not a curated record